GUAAAGGUUCUGGAGCAGAGCGUCAAGAAGUGUCGGAGAACUGGGAGGCGUGGAGGACCCCGGCCCUUGCUCCUGCGACAUUGUGGGGUCAGCCGAGGAAUCAACCCUCAUUCUGCCGCGCUGCACCCCCGCUUCCGGGUUCCGCGACUGCGCGCAUGCGUCGCAGGGCCCUGCGCGGCUUCCGUCCUGGCUGAGAUGGCGGCGCCCGGGAUCCUGUGUAGCGGCUGCAGAGGGUGCCGCCGCCCUAGGCGAAGUAGGGCCGUCCUGAGCGAAAGAACCGCCCCCAGCAGGAGCGCCACCACUGCUUAGCAAAGAAUCCCAGACCCCGCCCGGGAAGGCAGCCGCACCAUGGAGUCUUCCAGUUCAUCUAACCCUUAUUUCUCCGUUGGCCCAACCAGUCCCAGCGCUGUCGUGCUCCUCUACUCGAAGGAGCUCAAAAAGUGGGAUGAGUUUGAAGAUAUUUUAGAAGAGAGGAGGCAUGUCAGUGACUUGAAAUUUGCAAUGAAAUGCUACACACCUCUUGUCUAUAAGGGAAUUACUCCAUGUAAACCAAUUGAUAUUAAAUGUAGUGUUCUCAAUUCUGAGGAGAUUCAUUAUGUCAUUAAACAGCUUUCCAAGGAAUCCCUUCAAUCUGUGGAUGUCCUCCGAGAGGAAGUGAGUGAGAUUUUAGACGAAAUGAGUCACAAACUGCGUCUUGGAGCCAUUCGGUUUUUUGCCUUCACCCUGAGCAAAGUAUUUAAACAAAUUUUCUCGAAGGUGUGUGUAAAUGAAGAAGGUAUUCAGAAACUACAAAGAGCCAUCCAGGAGCAUCCUGUUGUUCUGCUGCCUAGUCAUCGAAGUUACAUUGACUUCCUCAUGUUGUCUUUUCUUCUGUACAAUUAUGAUUUGCCUGUGCCAGUUAUAGCAGCAGGAAUGGACUUCCUGGGAAUGAAAAUGGUUGGUGAGCUGCUACGAAUGUCGGGUGCCUUUUUCAUGCGGCGUACCUUUGGUGGCAAUAAACUCUACUGGGCUGUAUUCUCUGAAUAUGUAAAAACUAUGUUACGGAAUGGUUAUGCUCCUGUUGAAUUUUUCCUCGAAGGGACAAGAAGCCGCUCUGCCAAGACAUUGACUCCAAAAUUUGGUCUUCUGAAUAUUGUGAUGGAGCCAUUUUUUAAAAGAGAAGUUUUUGAUACCUACCUUGUCCCAAUUAGUAUCAGUUAUGAUAAGAUCUUGGAAGAAACUCUUUAUGUGUAUGAGCUUCUAGGGGUUCCUAAACCAAAAGAAUCUACAACUGGGUUGUUGAAAGCCAGAAAGAUUCUCUCUGAAAAUUUUGGAAGCAUCCAUGUGUACUUUGGAGAUCCUGUGUCACUUCGAUCUUUGGCAGCUGGGAGGAUGAGUCGGAGCUCAUAUAACUUGGUUCCAAGAUACAUUCCUCAGAAACAGUCUGAGGACAUGCAUGCCUUUGUCACUGAAGUUGCCUACAAAAUGGAGCUUCUGCAAAUUGAAAACAUGGUUUUGAGCCCCUGGACCCUAACAGUUGCUGUUCUGCUUCAGAACCGGCCAUCCAUGGACUUCGAUGCUCUGGUGGAAAAGACUUUAUGGCUAAAAGGCCUAACCCAGGCAUUUGGAGGGUUUCUCAUUUGGCCUGAUAAUAAACCUGCUGAAGAAGUUGUCCAGGCCAGCAUUCUUCUGCAUUGCAACAUUGCCAGCCUUGUCAAAGACCAGGUGCUUCUGAAAGUGGACUCCGGAGACUCGGAAGUGGUCGAUGGGCUUAUGUUCCAGCACAUCACUCUCCUCAUGUGCUCAGCUUAUAGGAACCAGCUGCUCAACAUUUUUGUGCGCCCGUCCUUAGUAGCAAUAGCAUUGCAGAUGACACCAGGGUUCAGGAAAGAGGAUGUCUACAGUUGCUUUCGCUUCCUACGUGAUGUUUUUGCAGAUGAGUUCAUCUUCCUUCCAGGAAACACAGUAAAGGACUUUGAAGAAGGCUGUUACCUGCUUUGUAAAAGUGAAGCCAUACAAGUGACUACGAAAGACAUCCUAGUUACAGAGAAAGGAAAUACUGUGUUAGAAUUUUUAGUAGGACUCUUUAAACCUUUUGUGGAAAGCUAUCAGAUAAUUUGCAAGUACCUUUUGAGUGAAGAAGAGGACCACUUCAGUGAGGAAAAGUACUUGGCUGCAGUCAGAAAAUUCACAAGUCAGCUUCUCGAUCAAGGUACCUCUCAGUGUUAUGAUGUAUUAUCUUCUGAUGUGCAGAAAAACGCCUUAGCAGCCUGUGUGAGGCUCGGAGUAGUGGAGAAGAAGAAGAUAAAUAAUAACUGUAUAUUUAAUGUGAAUGAACCUGCCACAACCAAAUUAGAAGAAAUGCUUGGUUGUAAGACACCAAUAGGAAAACCAGCCACUGCAAAACUUUAAUAAUCGACAAAUAGUUAUGGAAGAUUCGGUCAUGUAAUUACUGUCAUCGAAGGACUCAUUACAACAAACAGGGAAGUAAAGGAAGAGACACAUCCUCUCGUACUCCCUGAGACUCUGAGAACAGUGGACGCAGAGGGAAGAGAUGAUCAUUGGAAGCAAUCAGUUUACUCUUCCCCACCACAGUGGUUAAAAGGCGUUUGUAUCUGACACUAUGUGUGUGUUUAAAAAUAAACUUUUGGAAACAUGUUUGGAAAA
This is a messenger RNA of Gorilla gorilla gorilla (western lowland gorilla), 2646 nucleotides long. It is a transcript of the gene GNPAT, whose product is annotated as glyceronephosphate O-acyltransferase. The coding region runs from base 349 to 2391 and encodes 680 amino acids. The transcript has 16 exons. The record is from RefSeq and is a predicted model, not a curated record. Lineage: Eukaryota; Metazoa; Chordata; Mammalia; Primates; Hominidae. Gene Ontology annotation, biological process: ether lipid biosynthetic process; triglyceride biosynthetic process; fatty acid metabolic process. Gene Ontology annotation, cellular component: peroxisomal membrane; mitochondrial membrane; peroxisome. Gene Ontology annotation, molecular function: glycerol-3-phosphate O-acyltransferase activity; glycerone-phosphate O-acyltransferase activity.